AUGCCAUUAGCUGAAGCAGAUAUCCCAAAAUUGAAACCUUGGUUGAUCAAGAGAUCAGGUGAAUUAUCAGACGCUGAACCUGAUGUGUUAGCAGAUUAUGUUAUCGCAUUGUUGAAUAAUAAAGUGGAAGGUGAUGAAUUGGUGAAGUUAUUAGAAGAACAAUUGGAAGAUUUCCUGGAGAAUAGUAAAUCAUUUGCUUUUGAAAUAGUCAAUGUUUUAUCUACAAGAGCUUUUGAAGAAGAAAGCGCUAAAUUAACUGGGAAACAACCGCUACAACAAUCAGCUCAAGUUACUCAACAAGAUCUUUACAAACCUGAUCCAACCUCAUACAGAAAUGCUCCACCAGAUUACAAAAGAAAGCAGAGAAGAGCUAAUAAUUUCCAACAACAACAAUCAACUGAUAGCACCAAUAGACAACAACAAAGAGAAAAUUUGAAAACUUUGAUCUCACAAACUGAAGUUCCAAAUGCUAAACAUUUGAUUGUCGCCAAUUUACCGAAUGAUAAAUUAGAAGAGCAACUAUUGAGGGCUUAUUUCUCUAGAUUUGGUGCCAUUGAUAACGUCUUGAUUGAUUUAACCAGUAGAAUUGCUGAAGUUGAAUUUGCAAAUCCAUACUCAGCUAAAAAGGCUUGGAGCUCUCCUGUUCCUAUUUUUGAUAAUAGAUUCAUUAAAGUUUUCUUUAGAAAGAAGGAUGCUGAGAACACUGCUGAAGAUCAGAAAGAAAAAGAAGAACCAUUUGAUGUUGAUGAAUUUAAGAAAAGACAGAUUGAAAAACAAAAGGAAUUUGAAGAAAGAUUAGCCAAAAAGAAAAUUCAAGAUGCCAAGUUGAAAGAGUUUAUUGCCUUGAAAGAGAAGAUGUUAUCCAAUUAUGAGAAGGAAUUGGGUUCUUUAGAAGCUCAAUUUAAGGCUGAACCUGAAAAAGAGGCCCAAAUUAAGGCAAGAGUUGAUGCCAUUCAAAUUGCAAUGCAAAAAGACGGUGUUACUCCAGAAGCUAUUGCAGCUGAUAAAGCUAAAUUGAAUGGUACUAUUCCAUUUGUCCCUACAAGAGGUAGAGGCAGAGGUUCCGCAAGAGGUAGAGGUGCUGGUGCUGCUAGAGGAAGAGGUGGUUUCAAUCCAUACCAAAGACCUACAAAUGCUUCCUACAAUAGAAAAUUAGAUCUUAGAACGAGAACUGUUACUGUUAAAAACUUGUCAGAUCCUAAAAAUGAAGAAUUUACUAAAGUUUUGGAAAGUUUUGGAGACAAUGUUUCAAAUGUCGCAAAUAAAUCACCAUCAAGUGUUAAUGUGACCUUCAAUGACAGAUUUCACGCUGAAAGAUUUCUUGGUGAAGAAACCAAGCUUGAUAGUGUUGGUGCUUUAGAAAAAGAAUGGGAUGAAUCUGUUAGACCAUCUGUUGCGCCAACUCCUCCACCAUCAACUUCAGAUAAUGGUGAACCUAACAGCAGUACUACUGCAGAUGAUGUUGAAAUGUCUUGA
Messenger RNA from Hansenula anomala, 1476 nucleotides. RefSeq lists its product as uncharacterized. Gene Ontology annotation, biological process: mRNA processing. Gene Ontology annotation, cellular component: nucleus. The transcript has a single exon. Gene Ontology annotation, molecular function: RNA binding. Lineage: Eukaryota; Fungi; Ascomycota; Saccharomycetes; Phaffomycetales; Wickerhamomycetaceae. The record is from RefSeq and is a predicted model, not a curated record. Bases 1 to 1476 code for a protein of 491 amino acids.